CAUGCGCAGAUAUCCGGUCGAACAGCAUGGCGGACGUCGUGCCUCAACCCAGCAAGAGAAAGCGCGAAUUGGACGCUGAGGAGGCAGAAACCCUCAGAAAAGAGGAACAGGAAGCCAGCGUGGGGAACGGGACUUCUAUCCCAGUCCGGUUACCCUUCUCCGGCUUUAGAGUGAAAAAAGUGCUGAGGGAAUCCGCGCGGGACAAGACCAUUUUCCUACACGGAAAGGUAAAUGAGGCUUCUGGGGAUGGGGAUGGAGAGGAUGCCAUUGUGAUCCUGGAGAAGACGCCAUUUCAGGUGGAACAGGUGGCCCAGCUCCUGACAGGCAGCCCGGAACUCCAGUUGCAGUUCUCCAAUGACAUCUACAGCACCUAUCACCUCUUCCCACCAAGGCAACUGAGUGAUGUCAAGACCACUGUGGUUUACCCUGCCACUGAGAAGCACCUGCAGAAGUACAUGCGGCAGGACCUCCACCUGGUCCGGGAGACGGGAAGUGAUUACAAGAAUGUCACCUUGCCACACCUGGAGUCCCAGAGCCUCAGCAUCCAGUGGGUGUAUAACAUUCUGGACAAGAAAGCAGAAGCUGACCGGAUUGUUUUUGAGAACCCCGAUCCCUCGGAUGGCUUUGUCCUCAUCCCUGACCUCAAGUGGAACCAACAACAGCUUGAUGACCUGUACCUGAUUGCCAUUUGCCAUCGCCGGGCCAUCAAGUCGUUGCGGGACCUCACUCCAGAACACCUGCCACUGCUCAGGAACAUUUUGCAAGAGGGGCAGGAAGCCAUCAUGAAGCGCUACCAGGUGCCUGCAGACCGGCUGCGCGUGUACUUGCACUAUCUGCCCUCCUACUACCACCUGCACGUGCACUUCACCGCCCUGGGCUUCGAGGCCCCUGGCACUGGGGUGGAGCGGGCACACCUGCUGGCUGAGGUGAUCGAGAACCUGGAGUGCCAGCCCGACUACUACCAGCAGCGCACCCUCACCUUUGCCCUCAGGGCUGAUGACCCCCUGCUCAGGCUCCUGCAGGAGGCCCAGAGAAGUUGAGGCUCCCUGGGGCAGUGUGGCUCAAGAACAGAGAUGUGUAUGGUAGGGGAUAAGAGGUGGGCAGGAUUUUUGGCCUCAACUGGAGGCUUUUUUUUUUUUUUUUAACGUAUUUUUGUAUUGGCUUGUUCUUAGUAUGUGAAUAAAAUGCUGGUCUCUUCUA
Messenger RNA from Erinaceus europaeus (western European hedgehog), 1200 nucleotides. RefSeq names its product decapping enzyme, scavenger (gene DCPS). Gene Ontology annotation, biological process: deadenylation-dependent decapping of nuclear-transcribed mRNA. Gene Ontology annotation, molecular function: RNA 7-methylguanosine cap binding; hydrolase activity. The transcript has 6 exons. Gene Ontology annotation, cellular component: P-body; nucleus. The record is from RefSeq and is a predicted model, not a curated record. The coding region runs from base 27 to 1040 and encodes 337 amino acids. NCBI's taxonomy places the organism in Eukaryota, Metazoa, Chordata, Mammalia, Eulipotyphla, Erinaceidae.